AUGGGUCGGCAAGCUGCCCUUACUAAGGCAGAGCUAACGCUCCAUGAUCAAGUUGAGCAUCUGCCCAGACAAAAACUCAUCGCAGUAUUUGGGCUUCUCGCGUUGACGGUUUUGAUCAACUUCAUCGAUCAAAAUGGCAUCUCCGUGGCCCUCCCCACCAUUGCCGCAGAGCUGGACGCCCGCGACACCAUUUCGUGGGCUGGUACGGCCUCAUUGCUUGCUAACACCACCUUCCAGAUGCUCUGGGGCAGACUCUCCGACAUCUUUGGGCGGAAAACCGUGUACAUUUCUGCGAUCGCCCUCCUUUCCAUCGCCGAUCUUCUCUGCGGCCUGAGCCGAAACGCCACAAGUUUCUACAUCUUUCGAGGUCUGGCAGGUGUUGGUGGCGGGGGCAUCACCAACCUCGCCAUGAUUGUCGUCUCCGAUGUUGUCACCUUGGAAAACAGAGGUAAAUACCAGGGAAUAAUCGGUAGCAUGGUUGGCCUGGGCAGCAUCAUCGGUCCUUUCCUGGCCGCGGCCUUCGCGGAAAGGGCGACUUGGAGAGGCUACUUUUGGCUGUUGUCUCCUUGCGCUGCCUUGGCGGCCGUGUUGACAUACUUCUAUCUCCCUACGAAGCCGCGGACAGCAUCGUGGCAAGACAGUGUUAAGAAGGUAGACUGGUGGGGAUCAUUUGCGAUCUUCGUUGGCAUCGUCUUUUUGCUGAUCCCUAUAUCCGGAGGGGGUGCGUACUUCGAGUGGAAGUCCUCCAUGGUGAUAUGCUUGCUCGUUCUUGGGGGUAUCUCGCUCAUCCUCUUUGUCGUAAUUGAGUGGAGAGUGGCGAAGCUCCCGAUGAUGCCAGUUGAUAUCUACAAGAAUCCUGCGGUUUCAGCCAUGCUCGUGCAGAACUUCCUGAUGGGGGCAAGCUAUCAGGCUGUGAUAUACUUCGUGCCACUGUACCUCCAGAACGCUCAUCAAUUCUCCAUCAUCCAGUCUGCACUUAUAUGGAUCCCUCUGGUCGGACUCCAGUCUGGAAUUUCUAUUUUGUCGGGUCUAUACAUCUCCAAGUUCAAGCGUUACGGAGAAUGUCUCUGGUUUGGCUUUGGAAUCUGGACCCUUGGCUCCGGCCUUUGUCUUUUGCUGACGAGGGAAUCCCCCAUUGGAAUCAUCAUCAUCCCUCUUAUAAUCAUCGGCAUCGGCGUAGGGUGCAUCUUCCAGCCUAUUCUUGUCGCUUUACAAGCUCACUCUCCCAAGGCGCGACGUGCCGUCAUCAUCUCGAAUAGGAAUUUCUGCAGAUGCGCGGGCGGCGCAUGUGGUCUCGCCGUUUCUGCCGCGGUCAUGCAGGCCAGCUUGAGGGCGUCCCUCCCAGUCGAGUACGCAAGCCUGGCCGGAUCGACAUUUACGCUUCCAGAAUUCGAUGGAAAUAUCCCAGCCGCCGUGCUUGAUUCCUACAUGGCGGCCAGCCACUCUGUUUUCAUUCUUCAGGUUCCCUUGAUUGGACUCUGCUUCCUGGGGAAUUUCUUCAUCCGGGACAGAGGUUUGGAGCUUCCAGACGAGAAGAGCGCCGUACAAGAACAAGAGGCUGGGCAGGUCGGAGGGGAACAGGGAAUCAGGAUGGAAUUAGCGGAGAGCGAUACAAAUGCUGAAGCUGGAGUAAAGGGAACUUCACGGUCGAAAUAG
Molecule: messenger RNA, 1656 nt
Organism: Clonostachys rhizophaga
Lineage: Eukaryota; Fungi; Ascomycota; Sordariomycetes; Hypocreales; Bionectriaceae
Source: the annotation of a GenBank genome assembly